CUCGUCGGCGGUGGGUCCCACCCUCAGUACCCCCCGAACAAGGUCAUGAUCUGGGACGAUCACCAGGGGAGGUGCAUCGGCGAGCUCUCGUUCCGCGCUCCCGUGCGAGGCGUCCGGCUCCGCCGAGACAGGAUAGUGGUGGUGGUGGAACAGAAGAUAUUUGUGUACAACUUCGCGGACCUGAAGCUGCUGCAUCAGAUCGAGACCGUCGCGAACCCUAAGGGUCUCUGCGCGAUUUCUCAUUCGUCGGAUUAUCUGGUGCUGGCGUGCCCGGGGCUGAUGAAGGGCCAGAUUCGCGUGGAGCACUACGCGCAGAAGAAGACUAAGUUCAUUUCGGCGCAUGACUCGAGGAUUGCUUGCUUCGAUCUCACGCUUGAUGGGCAGUUAAUCGCCACUGCCAGCUGCAAGGGAACUCUGAUUCGGAUUUUUGACACAGAUAGUGGCACGCUCCUUCAGGAAGUAAGAAGGGGUGCAAAUGUGGCUGAGAUCUUUAGUUUGGCAUUCUCUUCCACUGCUCAGUGGCUAGCAGUCUCAAGUGACAAGGGUACUGUCCACGUUUUCAGCCUUAAGGUUAAUUCCAAUGUCCUUGAUGAUGAAAAUUCACAUCGUUCUUCCAGUUCAGAUGCUGCUAUUACCCCAUCUAGCCCAUCUAGUUCAUCUCGGUCAUUCAUUAAAUUUAAAGGAGUUUUGCCUAAGUAUUUCAGUUCAGAGUGGUCAGUUGCCAAGUUUCACUUAAAUGAGGGCUCUCAUUACACUGUUGCAUUUGGUCUCCAAAAGAAUACAGUGGUAAUUCUUGGUAUGGAUGGAAGCUUCUAUCGAUGUCAGUUUGAUCCAGGGCAUGGUGGAGAGAUGACCCAGCUUGAAUACCAUAACUUUUUAAAGCCUGAACCAGAAAUAGCCUCGUGAGACCCUGUAGAGUUUGGUGUUUCAAGCCUUUUCGUUAGGGUUGCACCGUUGCAGUAAUAUGCACCUUGCGGAUUAAUAGUAAUAGUAUAGCUGACUGAAGUAACACUGAGCCCGUUAAUCCGUUAUAAAUAGUAAUACACGGUCUAUCUUGUUACUUCCAUCUCUGAUAUUGUAAUUAUAAUAUUCUAUGUAUAUAUAUAGUUUAUUAAUUUUUUAAUAAUAUAUGUUGACUGCUGUGGUAAAGCCAAAUUUUUUUACCCUUAAAGCUUUGUUAGGAAGAUUUUGAUACGCAAACACAGUUCAUAUCUGCAAAAUCAAAGUUGAAAGCAGAAAUCAGGUUUAAGGCUGAAGUUGUAUCGCAAUCAGAAUGGAAACAGUAAUAUGCUUUUGCUCUUGUCUUUACUCCGUACUAUCAUACCUACUUUGGUAAUAAAUUUUCUUCAUCCU
Messenger RNA from Arachis duranensis, 1353 nucleotides. Its product is annotated as autophagy-related protein 18a. Gene Ontology annotation, molecular function: phosphatidylinositol-3-phosphate binding; phosphatidylinositol-3,5-bisphosphate binding; protein binding. The record is from RefSeq and is a predicted model, not a curated record. The coding region runs from base 46 to 906 and encodes 286 amino acids. The transcript has 4 exons. Gene Ontology annotation, cellular component: extrinsic component of membrane; cytosol; phagophore assembly site membrane. Lineage: Eukaryota; Viridiplantae; Streptophyta; Magnoliopsida; Fabales; Fabaceae. Gene Ontology annotation, biological process: nucleophagy; autophagy of mitochondrion; protein localization to phagophore assembly site.